Wasmannia auropunctata (little fire ant) is the source of this 852-nucleotide messenger RNA. RefSeq names its product zinc transporter Slc39a7-like. The annotation marks the transcript as partial. Gene Ontology annotation, cellular component: membrane. Gene Ontology annotation, biological process: zinc ion transmembrane transport; intracellular zinc ion homeostasis. The record is from RefSeq and is a predicted model, not a curated record. The transcript has a single exon. Gene Ontology annotation, molecular function: zinc ion transmembrane transporter activity. Lineage: Eukaryota; Metazoa; Arthropoda; Insecta; Hymenoptera; Formicidae.
AACGAGAACUACUUGAAUUCCCAUCACCAUCAUCACGAUUACGAUCACCCACACGAUCACCCACACGAUCAUCAACAUGAUCACAAGCACUCGCACUCGACGCAGGCAAAAGCUUCGCGAAGGGAUCACGGUGACAUUAUUUUAAGGGCCGUCGGGUCGACUCUGCUCAUAUCCGCCGCACCUUUCUUCAUACUGUUCUUCGUGCCGUUGGACAACACCAAGCAGCGCGAGUCGCUGCUCAAGAUCCUGCUGAGCUUCGCGUCCGGCGGCCUCCUGGGCGAUGCGUUCCUCCAUUUGAUUCCACAUGCGAUGGUGCCCCACUCGCACGAAUCUCCGCCGGAACACUCGCAUGGAUCUCCGUCGGAGGCGCACUCGCACAGCCAUCACGACGAGGCGGGACACAAACAUGACAUAUCCGUCGGUUUGUCCAUAUUGUUAGGGAUAAUAGUGUUUCUAAUGGUCGAGAAGGCGGUACGCAUUAUUAAGGGCGGUCACAGUCACUCGCAUGUCCAUCAUGAUUCUCAAGAGAAAAAAGAUAUUUCGUCGGAAAAGAAAGAGGAGAAGAAAGGGGAGAAGAAGAGCAGUGGUAAAGCAGUUUCCAAGGCACACAAAGCACCUGAAAGCGACAUCAAGAUCGCCGGCUAUCUGAACUUGGUGGCGGACUUUCUGCACAAUUUUACGGACGGUCUGGCUAUAGGAGCCAGUUACAUGGCUGGAAAUAGUAUUGGUUAUGUAACGACAUUCACGAUAUUGUUACACGAGAUUCCGCAUGAAAUCGGUGAUUUUGCCAUUCUCAUACAAAGUGGAUACAGCAAAAGAAAGGUAAAAUAUAAACAGACACAAAUAUCUUGA